AUGGGAAUAAAAAAAUAUGAGAAAAGGGAACUUACUAAUAUGCAAAAUGGGAAUCACAGAAAAAAUUAUCCUAAAAUUCUGGAUGAUGAAUACAUAGAAAUGAUAAUAUCGAAAUAUGUGAGAGCAGAAAAUAGGGAAGACAAAAAAUGUAAAGCUUGGGAAGAAAAGGGAAAAACAAACAAGUACGUUCUACACCUGCAGAAGCUGUAUAAAGAGUUCAAGUUCGAGGAAUGCUUAAAUUACGGAUUAGAAAAUAUCAAAAAAUUAAAAAAAAAAAAUUAUGCAGGAAAAAUUGAAUUUUUAAAAAUCAUAGGAAAUGUUUAUUUCUAUUUAGAGAAUUAUAAGCACAGCUCCCUUACGUAUAUUUUGCUGUCCAAAUAUUUGAACAAAGUCUCUCAUAGGUAUAAAGUAGAAAUCUGUUACAAUGCUGGGGUUGCUUUUAUAAAAUAUUUCUUGCAGAGCAAUGACAUUUCUUACUACUUGAAUGCCAAAGCGUCAUUUCAUUGUUCCAUGCUGUAUAAUGAAAAAGGCAGUAAACAUUUUAAUUCAGUGAUUUAUGAAAAUACUGUGGGUAUACUCAGGAGAUAUUUCUCCUUAGGCGUGAAGGAGCAGACGAAGGGGGUGGACGAUCAGAAUGGCCUUUUUGCUAAUUCGUCCCGUGAGAAGAUUUUCUUGGAGAGCGGUACAGAUUUGACAGCUUCGUCCGAUGUGGAGGCCACUCAGGAUAGGGAAGAGCCCCAGACGAAGAAGUUCCUUCCCCUUAGGGACUCCAAAUCAUGCACACGUAAAAGGGAGAUACACAAGAGAGAUGGGUAUGCCAAAGAGGGGAAAGGCAAAAACGGGGAUGGUGAAGAGGAUGUCUAUUUUGACUCGAACAACGCAGAAACGUUUUCGAUUUAUGACAACCGUGUUGACAUGAGAAAUUUCGUCUUAAGGAAAAGUAACGCCAUGGCGAAGGAGGGAAAGUCGCCCAUUGGGAGAAGCUCUCCCAACAUACAGCUAAAAGGAGAUAGAAAACAGAAGACGAUUUUUUCGGAGCAUAAGUUGGUGAACGUAUCAAAUGGGGAAAGCAACAUGACCAACAAUUUUUGCAACAAUUUGAAGAACAUAGUAUUUAGAAAUCCUGUAAAAAGCCUCUUAAAUAAUUCCUCUCGCCCAAUUGUGAAAAGCAAAUCCAGCAGUUUUUUAAACCCCCCCCCGGGAAGUAUAUUAAAGAAUUCUUCCUACAAAAUUUUGAACAAAUCACCUGGCAGUAUCAUUGGCAAUUCUCCCGUGAUUGUUGCCGCUCAGCCUAGGGGGAAUAUUAUGAGGAGUUCCUCUACCAAUUUUUUUAACAACACGGCAAGUGGAAACGCUUUUGUUGGUUCGCCAACUUACAUGGUGAGAAGGAGUGAAGGCAACAUUGUGAACAGCGCCUCCCCCCAAUUUUUGACGAAACAUUCACCCUGCAAUUUCUCCCCCCAAACGCCCCGCUUCUUACCAAGUCAUUCUACCCUCAAUUUUGUUAGCAACUCACCCAUUCAUUUUGCGAAUAAUCAGCGAAGCGUCCUGCAGAACAACGGUUCGCCAAUUUUGGGAAAGAGUUUCCCCCACAAGCGAAUGCCGCAACAGAAGAGCAUCAUAAAAUGUAUACGAAGGAGUAUAGAUGAAAGGAUCGAUCAGGAAGGUCCUAAGACGCCGUCUAAUUCGAACGAGUGUAAAGCUUCUGAAUUUAUGUCACCAAUUGAAAAUGGUUUAUUACAACGUAAAAGGAGGAAGACUAAUCAGGAGACUCCCCUUUCUGUUUCUUGUGAAAAUGUCAGAACAGGGAGGGAUAAUAAAAUGUGCACAUUUGAUUACUGCAGUGUUCAGAACAAAGGAGGGAUAAGUAACAACCUUGGGAAUGGCGCAAAGGGGGAUGUGCUGCUGCACAAAGCGAAGAGUGGCAAGCUAAAGGAGGGAGCGCAGAAGGACGCGAUGGAAGAAGGAAAAGUGGAAAAGGGGCAGAUCCAAGAUAACAGGCUCAGACGGGAGAAGCCCAAAAAGGUGAAGAUCAAAAGGGAUAAAGAUAAGAAAUGCAAAAGAAGAAGACCGAGUUCCCUGUUCUAUGAACUUUUCCCAAACGAAUCCCGCAAUGGAUCCGUUCUUCGCAAGGUAAGGAAGGUAUGCAAAGAGUACCAGUCCCGUUUGAUCAGUGAGUACUGUCACAUUUACCACUUGAAAAAGAAGAAAAAAAAAGUGAAAAAAAUUAUAAAAAGAAAAAGAAUUGCGGAUUUGUUUCAUUAUUUAUAUGAAAUGUGUAAAAGGAACAAGCACGACUUUUCGAUAAAAUUUGUUGAUCAAGAGGAGUGUCAUAAAAGGCCAUCCAGCGGGAAUGCAUUUCGACAGGGAGGAGUGAGGAAGAGAAUGCUUGCAAAUAAUAAGGGCAUUAUAAUUCGGGAAGGGAUAGAAUGCCGCACGGGGAAAAUUACCCCCCAUGAGUGUAAGGCAAAUUUGAAGAUGUUGGAUAAAGGUGAAGUGAGUAGGGAAUGCACCAGGAAAGGCAGCCCGCUCAUUCCUUCUGGAGGUGGUAGAGGCCACUCUGUGAAGGAGGGAAGAGGCAACGCGCCUCAUAGCCUACAUAAUUACGAAGGAGACAGGGUGAACAUUUUACAAAUGAAUUGCGUGGACAAAGGGGGGCACAAGAAGAAGCUCCAACAUGAACAAAGAAAAAAAGUGGACAUGCAAAGAAUACCCUCCUUCAACCUGUCCCGCUUUGUCAAUCUGUACAGUCAAAUCAGAAGUAUCCACAACGAUAAUCGCGCAGACAAGUAUCAGAAGGAAAAAAUGGAAAUCGAAGAAGUGAUAAUCCUAGGUAGUAACAAAAUAAGUAAAAAAAGAAUCAGAGAUAAAGUAAAGAAAUUAUGUUCAUACAACAAUUCGAUUCUUUCGAACAUUGGCGAUAAGUUCAUUGACGACAUGAACGAAUUAUUUCUCAUAAAAAAUUACGCAAGAAUUUUGAAAGUCCUCAAACGAAAUCACAACAUAAAGCAUAUUUAUUAUUUGUAUGAAAAUAUGUAUUCCAUAGAUAAAUUCGAUCACAUUAAUGGAAGUAAUUUUUUUAAUAUUUCUCAUUUUAUUGUCGACAUUUUGUUGUUGAAGGAGGUAAAAGAGAAGGAUUAUUUGAAGAAAAAAAUUCAUAAAUUGAAAUACUCUUACCAGAAUUAUUAUGCCAUUUAUGAUAGCACUGAUGGGGGGGCCCUUUUUAAGGACAUCCUCAGGCACCUUUUUAAUACCCCCAUUAAGGACACUGUCAAGGGUGACCCCAAAACGUUGUCAGCCCAUAUUAUGGGUACAAAUAACUCACAACAGGGCCUUAAUUUUUUGCCAUCCAUUUUUAAAGAUAAAAAAAAAGAGGCUGAUUUGAACGAACAGAAUGAUCCGUACAUUAACGUGAAAUUCAGUUCCACCACCACUAUUAAUAACAGCGAUACCAAUUCGUACACAAAUCAGAAGAAGGAGGAACUCCUGGGGGAGAGAAUGAAUGAGGUGUUGUCGGGUGAAAGACACGGCAGUGAGCAAGUUAGUGGUGGUAGGACGAACUCCUGUUUGUCUUUAAAAAACAAUGUCAGAGGAGCGGUUAAGGAGGGCGGUGUGAAGAGUGGUACAUGCGAAACGAGUAAUACGACAGUUGGGAAUAAACCAAUUUUGCGUGACUUCUUGAGCAUGUCUAGCGGUAGCCAGCGUGGCCAAUCCAACGCCAGUACCAUAAGCUGCAUGGUGCGUGCAUACAAGUGCGAAAUGGAAAAGGUGUACCUCGAAAUGGGGAAGGAAGACGGGGAAAUUUUGGACGUGGAAAAGUUUUACCAACACAUGCAUUUAUCAAAUGCGAGAAGUGACAGAGGUAGGGCCAAGGCGGAAGAGGUUAUUAUGAUGCUUUUUUAUCAUUACUGUUGUGGGGAAAAUGGCGGCGAUUCUAACAUCACUAGGGACCGCAAAGUAAGUGGUAAGCGCGUUCCUGAGUAUAGAAUAAGAAAGGCCCUGUUUAAAAUAUUCUUCUUCUUCACAAGCAACGGAAUAAUUAAUAAGAAGAAUUUACACCAGUAUGUUUCCUUUUUGCGGCUGUACCGGUUUUACCUAGCCAGGAUUAAGUGCGAUCCCUUGAUCUACUUCUACCACAACAUUGAAAAGGAUUCCGAGGAAAUAGUAAACGCCAUGAACAGUAAAAAAGUAGUGGAUGAACAUUUUUAUUCCUCCAUCAUGUUCGAUAAUUACCUAAAUGUGAUUCACUGCCAUUUGUAUAUGCUCAAAUUGUUGUACAAGUCUUAUCUGAAUAGGUUAAAGAGGAAGCACACAUAUCAUAAGGUAAAUUUAGAACCUCUCAUUAGUCACACUUUUAGCAUAUUAAAUUACCUCCUAAUUAAGUACAGUUAUGAUGAACGGGGUAGGGUGGUGAGACGACGCGUGGUCUUUUUAUUUUUGCAGUUUCUUUACCUAAACGCGAAAUAUUAUUUUAAAAAUGUAACUUUUUUUUUGAAUAAGUAUGACAUAAAUUAUUUGAUUAAAAGCGAAACGGGAAAUUUUUGUAAAUUAAAUGCAGAUCCGGGACGCAUCCACUCUGGUUAUGAAAACGCCCAGAAGGGGGAACCAAAGGUUGGGGGACACAAACAGACGGGUGUAGGGAAUUCAAAACAGGGAAAGAUUCCUGGGGAGGGAGACAAACAAAGGGGUAGCGAAGAGGAUGGCAUAUUGGAUAAUCAGGGAGAUGCUAAUGAGGAGGAACUUCUCCGUAAGGGGAUAACACUUACAGAGGAAGCACAAUAUAGAGGUCAAAAAAGCAAUGAAACGUUAGGGAAAAAUAGAGAAAACCAAGGUAAUAUGAAGGAUCAAUUUUUGGAUGAAAACGAAUGGGGAAACGAGUUGGUAUCAGAAGAAAGACAGCUCGAAGAAGGAAAAGAUGAAACCCAAAAUUCAUCUACCAGCAAUAUGGACAAAUUUAGAAAAGUAUUUACAAAGUUGGAUCAAAAUGUGAAUAUAGCCUUUUCUUCAUUUUUGAAAUGUUACCUUAAGUGCGUUUUUAUACUAAAUUUGCGAUUACACGAAAAUGAAAUGUUCAGAAAAAUUGUGUGGAAGAUCGCCCAGCGGAUUGUAACAUACUGUAACGAUCUUUACGCAAUUUUAAAAAUAAAAAAGAUACCAAUAAAUAGGAGCUACGAUUAUGUAUUCGAUCAAAUUAAUAACAGUUUGUAUGGUGAGAACAUUUUUUUGAAGCCUUCCUUUUUUAAGGUCCUAAGGGAGGAUAACUACGUAAGGAGGAUUUACGGUGUGUAUAAGGAUAAUAUAGAAAAGGAGGGGCGUAAACGAGUAACUAGUCAUGGCAUUGCGGACGUAGACCAGAACGACGUACUGAACGUACUAAUCACGUUUGCCAAGUUUAACAAAGGAAAGUGCCAGAGGAAAAAGAUGAAUAAAAAAAAAAAAGAAUUCAUCUUCCUGGUACACUCGUACAAGUAUAUAAAGAAAUGCAUUUGCAAAGAAUUGAAAGAAAAUAGCAUCCUAGCAUUGUACAGAAAGGCUAAAUAUCUGGAUGAGAAUUUCAACCAAAGCAUUGAUUAUCUCCAUUCCCUGUUUGACACAAGACUAUGUUUGUUGUCUCUUGAUUUCGAGCUCCAAAAUAUUAUUAUCGAAUUUUUAAAUUGCAGCAUGGAGUUUAUCCAGCAAUAUGACCAGGAACAGGACCCCCGGUUUGUGAUAAUCAACAAAAUGAUGAAUGUGUACAGCUGCGUUUUUUCUCUUUUCUAUUUGCGUCUGAAUUCCUUUCCCGAAUUUCACACAAAUAAAUUGUACAAAAUUUUGGGCGUUGAGAAGAAUAUUUUUUCUUACGAUGAUCAGGCCACUUGGCAUAUGUUAAACCUUUUCAAUUUUGUAAAUUUUAGAUAUGGCUGUUCCUACAGAUUUUUGAACAGCGUUUUUACUUCCUUCCAUGUGCUGGUUAAUGUGCUGGUGAAAAUUGACAUCCAUGUGGAGAUGGACAGGAAGCGCAUAGCGAAAGGGAGGUAUAAAAGAGACACGCAGAUCAGAUCAGCGAGAAACAAACAUACCAAUGCGGUGCGACUGCCCAAUUUAAGAGAAAUGCAAAAAAUCAUUGAGAGGGAAAAAAGGAAGAACGUGAGAAGCAAAGAAAUGCCACAAUCAAUAGGUGGCGUGCGCUUUGGAAAAGGAAUCAUUUACAAAAUUGUAAAGGAGGUGAAGAAAAAAGUUACCAUAAAUGGGAAACUGAAAAUGAAGAAUAGCCUUUUGGAAAACAUAAUUGGGAAGAGGAAGAAUAGAUAUUUUGUCAACCCUUUUGGGGAGGAAGUGGGCAUGAAAAAAUUGGAGCGCCGAAUGGGCGAAAUGUGUGACGCAAGGGGGAUGCAAAGAAUGGGAGGCGUGUUCAGCAGCACAGAGAAGGGUCACCCCGGGGGGUAUUCUUCGUAUCCCCUAUCAGCAAUUAAGACCGAGACGCAGCUAGAAACGAUCACCGCCGUGGACAGGUGCGCAGUCAGAAAAAGCAGAAUCGUUGUGAGGGCCAAGGGGGGGAAGAUUCAGAUGAACCAGUUCAAGCACGGCAGCCGAAAGCAACGCAUUUUACAGAGCUAUGGAAAAUUAAAAAAAAUUAAAAAAAAAUUAAAAAGAAAAAUAAACAAUGUGUGCUAUUUUAAGUACAUUGCUGUGAUAAAAAAGAGGCAGCAUAAGAUUUACACAGCGCUCAGUCGGACGUAUGCUCAUAUUGUGUUCAUCCUCAUAUCAAUUGUGCACAUUGAAAAUUACAACAUUUUGCAUUUAAGAAAGGGCCAAGAUUUUUUGGUAAACAACGAUAUAUAUAACACGUACUAUCUGUUUUUGCACAUUUCGAGCAGCAUCAUUUUGUUACUUUCGUCUGUGUUAAGAAUGUACUUGCAUUUUAAUCCCUCCGUGGGGGUACAUAAGGAGGAAUAUACUAGGCUAAAGCUAGGUCAGAAGAAAGGCAUGACUGGUAUCGCGAAGCUUCGUAAGAGCGUACCAAGUGUUAGGGAGGAAGAUGGUAUGACCGUCAAAAUGGCAAGUAAACAAGGAGGGCACAAUCCUAGCCAGCACCAUUCAUCACAAGACGCAUCGGCCAGCAAAAAGUGUAGCAGUGCUAGUAUGAGCAAUCACACGGGGGGCGGUAAAGGGGGGAAGUUCCGCAUCGUCCAAAAGGAAAACAAAAGCAGCAGGAGGUACCAAAUUUAUCUGCAAACCCUGCUCAAAUUUAGCUCCGUCAACGUUCUAUUAAUGUCCAAAAAGAAACACAGUAAAAGGAACAAAAUGAAGAAGAACAAGUACAUAUUUAUAUUUUGCAAAAUAAUAGAAAAUUUAUUGCAAAAUUGUAUGUUCUUUGUGGACAUUUUUAACAGCUGCAAAAAUAAGGACGUGUUAGAAAUGAACGACGUAUUUUCCAAGCUAACGAAGCUCUGCAAGGAGAAUAACAUAAUGGAUGAUUUUGAUAAAAUUAAAAAUGACCUCAUUUAUCAUUCCCUAUUUAAGUACAUUCUUCAGGAGGAAUUUAUUAGCCAUUUUAAUUUGGACAAAAAUGAACUGUACAACAGGAAUAAAUGUUCCUUGAAUUUAUUUUAUUUAUCUUUAAACAUUUUUCUGACCACUUUUAACACGGACAUUUCGAUCCACUUAGAAAGGAGUCUACACAACAUCCACCAUUUAAUUCACGACAAAUUGUAUUACGAAUCGAUUUUAAAUAAUGUCAAGAAGACUGUUCGUUACAUUAGGGAGAGUUCCAAGUCGUCCUUUAACUGUAUCUUUGCGUGCGUUUUGUACUACUUGGCAAGGUGGGAGAAGGAAGGCGGGAAAAUGCUAAAGGGUAAAGGUAGUGAGGAGAAAAACAACCUCCAACUGAGAAGCAUCUCCAACGGGAGGUUUUCCUCUUCCCCAAAUAUGGAAGAAAUACAGGGAAACCUCCUUUUUAGCUUUUUCUCCAAGGAAAAUUACACAAAUGAUAGUGUGCCAAGGAGUAGCGUUAAUAGUAACUGGAAGGACAAGGAGGAUAGCCGCUCCAAAUGUUAUAUUAACCCGAGUGAAGAUUCAUACAACAUUUCUAAGACGCAUGAAGGGAUAACCCCUAGGAAGUAUAAGCAGGUUGAAAAACAGUCCACCCACUUGAAAACGCACCAACGGAACGAAAGAAAAGUCAUCAGCCAAAUUGUGUACGACAUGAUAAGCCCCUAUAUGGACAUAAAACACAUCAAGGUGUAUAACAGAAUAUACAGAAACAACCACACGAUUAAUAGCCUUAUUAACAUUUGCUUCUCAUUUUUGUUUAACAAUUUCCUAUUUUUGAAGCCUGUUUAUCCCUUCGAUAUUGUUUCAAAGGAGAAGAAUGAAAACGAAUCAUGCGAGAAGAAAAUAAGGAGGACAAAUUAUACGCUUGACAUACUUAGCAUGAAAGAGAGUGACAUGAAGGCGGGGGAAUUGUUUCUCGCGCUGUACAUUCAUAAGUACAUGCAGAGCAUAUGUCUAGAUGUGACAAAGUUCGUUGAUUAUAACGCUUACAUGAAUCAGUUCUUUUGGGUAUCCAACAGGAGGAGCGUGAAUAUCGCUUCCCCCUUCAGUGACUACACUUAUUUGAACUAUGCUACGUGUAAUGUGUACUACAAGUUUAACGACUACAACGUUCUGCAGUUUUUGAUAAAUUUUAAAAAGUCCAAAAGUGAGGGAAAGGUAACCAUUACAAAAAGGGGCAACGUCGGUUUGGUGGGCGAGUUCCAAUCGGAACAUGUUUACGCAGAGUUCAUGAUGUCCUUCGUGAAAGUGUUCGAGCGGAUCAUCUCCUUAGACGACGAAACGAGCGCAGAUUACACGGACCCCCUGACGUACAACGUGUACCUGGAUUACCUGAAUGACCUGUUCUUCAAUGAGGACUACUACUAUGUGUGCUUUUAUGAGUACAUAAAGAAUGUGUACGAGGAGGAGAAGGCUGAAGAGUUCCAAAUUGAAGACAUGGAUUGUUACAUAAAAGACGUUAAUGAGAUAAACCCGUACAGAGUAAAAGAAGAAAUGAAGAGAAAGUUUGAUGAGUACGUGCAAAAAAAUUAUCUACUCCUAACGGUGAGGAGGAGCAGAAGAGAAAAUACGUCUCGCAAGGUUGACGCGCAACAGGUUGGUAAGGUCAUAGGAAAAGAACAAAAAAUAGUUAGCAAAGGUGAGGAGAAGAUAAAAGUCGUUCUGAACAAUAACCCGUAUCACUUCAAAAACGUGUACAGGGCAUACAGAAACAGGCUCUUCAAACUUGUAAACAAAAAACGUAUUGAUUAUAUGGAAUUAGUAAAAGUACUAAAUUCAAAACAGUACAAUCAUUUUAGCAACAUGUUUUACAGCUCGUUUAUUCACGUUCUGAGCGAAGUGAAAUAUGAUUACAAUAAACAGUACAAUUUUAAUAUAGGAAAAAUUAUGGACAAAUUGAAUAUUGGAUUGAAGGCAUCUUUUUAUAACAACAAAAAUGUAAUUCUGUACUAUUACACAUUUCAGCAAUAUUUUUAUUUGUACAAAUUUUUGGAAGAUAAAUACUUUUCUGAAUUUGUCCUCCCAGAAUAUAUGCUAUUAAAUAUUACCUGCAAAUUUGUUAACAAUUCUCUGUACAAUACAAAUUUGUACCGAAUUUAUUGCUUUUUGAAAUUUCUCUACAUCAGAAAUGUGUUGAAGCAUAUGGACAUUUUGCUGAAUUUUUUGCUUUACGUUUAUUAUAAAUAUUUACAUUAUAAUUAUAAGGGGAAGGAUGAAUUUUCUCAUCAUUUUGUUGAUUUAUUUUUGAGCAUUCAUGAGGAAUCUUAUAAUAACAGCUUGCUGGUAGGGGAGCUUAAGGGGAAGGACAACUGCCUGGAGAACAGCCUACUGGGCAAAGGUAACCUUCUUACCAAGAGUUCACUUUUAGGGGAAAUUCCCGUUUCCAACUCGGCGAAGAAAAAAUCACAUGGGGACAAGAAAAGCAGAGAAGCGGCAAAGCGUGGCAGUACAAGCGGCAAAAUAAUCCCAGCAGAUGGAAAGUACAACGAUGAUAAGAGCCCACUUAAGGGGGGUAACCAAACACAGAGCGCAUACCAAGAGAUUAAUAACUACCACCUGGUCUUGUCAAACUCGCAAAACAGAUUUAUGCAUCUUUUAUUUUUUAAAAUAUUAAUUAACUGUGUAAAGUCCAAAAUUAAUAUCCUAAACGCGAAAAAUCUUUUCAACAAUUUGAACUUUUUCAUUUCUUCCUACGUUAAGUACGCCCUCUUUUACACAUUUGAAGAAAAAAAUAAAGCCUUCAUGGAUGCCCUAAAACAUAAGUAUUCGUUUUAUAAUUUCCAGGCGGUGAAGAAAAAUUUGAAAUUAUGUAUUUACUUAAAAAAUGUCUACCUUAAGCGGGACCUCUUUAACAGCGACAUUUUGUCCUUCCUCAAUAUAGAGUGUGGUGUGAGGAAACCUCAUUCUACGGGGGGGCUGACCGAAGAAAAAAAAAAAAAAAAAAGAUAUUCCAACUUUGGUUCAUCUCAAUCGAUGGACGACCAAUUUGGUACCUCCCAAAAUUUGGAGCAUGUCAAUAAAGGGGAACACUCGCCAGAGUUGCUACAAAGGUGCAGCACAUUGGAGUGUAGGAACGAUGGAACUGCCAAAAGAAAAAGAACAAUCAGUGACAAAGAUAAACAUUUGCAUGGUGUUGAAGGGAGCAGUAAAAACGAAAUGAAUAAGAGGAAGAAGUUACUCACCGGAGAGGCAUGCCCAAUGCAGGGAGGCACAGAAGCUACGCGGGAGGAAAACUACACUGGCAGUCAUGUAGGGGAAAAUUUGACAGACGUGAAAAACCAAAUUGUUGGUGUGCAAUCCAUAAGGGUAAAAAGGGAAGUGGAGGAAGAGAACAAUCCCUGUGAAGGAGAAGGCCCUCAUGACCAAACCUUCUACUUGAAUAGCUUGGAAGACGUGAAAAAGGGAUUCCAAAUCAAGGAAGACCCCUAUGCGAACCAAAUUAAAGUAAAAAAAGAAGAACUGAGCGAUGGAAAUAAUACCAAGGAGUCCAUAGAUCCUCUAGCCAAAGCAGACAUAUUGCGAAAACAAUUUUUUAAAGAAAGAAGUUGUAAAAAGAUUUCAAAAAAGUACUACAUUAACAUCUUAAAGUUUUACCUAGCAAAUAGGGCGGAAGAGUAUGGUCUAAAUUAUGCGGAAUGCCAGAAGUUGGAGGACAAAUCGAUUUACUUGGUGUUUUUAUUUUUAGGAAAAAUUUUUCAAUUCCUUUUUAAUUCACUCUUAUCGCAAAGCUGUCAUCAGAGCGAUGAAGAUAAAGAUCACAAUAAAAGUGAAAGUGACAGAAAGGCGGAUGUGAAGGAUUCGUCCCAAUGGGUAGAUAGCUCCUAUACGUAUGAGAGCCUUCUUCUGCACUUUAUGCUAAUUACCAUGUGUCAUUACGCCGAUAGUCUAAUAUUUCUGAGUGUUCACUUUUUGGACCUUCACGAAAUCGCUUCGAAGCAGAGCGUCACACUGCAGGGUUAUUCCAAGCAGAGCAGUUCUCAGGAGGGUACCUUACAGAUGUCCUGCCCCGCGAUUGGUGAGAACGCGAUUUUGCCCCCCAAGGAAGAACGAAACACGUAUAAUCUGGUCGAUGAUCAGGAAGGGAACAAAAAGGGCAAAAAAAAUAAAAGCGGAACGCCCCGUAGUCAUAAGAAAAAGCUAAGUUCUUGUGAGAAGUUACAAGUUGAGAAUAGCCCCGGAAAAGACGAAGACGGUAGUAACAACAGUCCAAAUGGCUGUGAAAACCAUUUGGAGGAAAAUAAUUUGUUCUUGAAACCGUCCCUCACCAGCACGAGCAGUUAUUAUCUGUGCAGAAAUGAGGCAGUCCACAUUAUGAAUGGAGAUAAGGAAAGCACACAAAUGAUCAUUCCGUUGUAUAAAUUGUUGGUAACUAGGUUAAAAAUUUGCUUGUAUUAUCCGAAGUACUUUUUCCUGGCUUCACUUUUUAACUACAAAUAUGAUACAGCGUUGUCGGAUGACCUGCUUAACCAUGUGAAGGAUCUAAAUUUAAGUGAAGGUGUUAAAUAUUACACGUGUGGUGUGAAUAAAAAUGGGGAAGGUUCUGUCUCUACACCUGAUGGGGACUGCACAGGAGAUGCCACGAAAGGGUGCAACAUGGUCGAGGCACUGAACAGGGGUGAACAGGCUGACCAUGGGGGGGAUCAACCCACGGGUGGUAUAAACCGUGGUGAGAGCAACGAGGCCGACAUGUUAGAGCAUAACUCGAAGAAGAACUCAGGGACAUAUAACGAACAUGCAGAAAAUGGCACCCCCACGUUUAGGAAGGAAAAACAAAGUUUCAACAUGUGUGUUAAUUAUUACACCGAUUAUCACCACCAAAAUGGGAAAUUGAAUAGCGGCAGUUUUUCAUCUCAUUACAAUUCAUCCAACAGCAUGGAAUAUGAAGAUGCAAAGAUCCACAUGGAGGAGACGAAACAGGAGCAGCCGGACAACGUGGGAAUUACCCCCACGCAUGACACGUAUGAAAGAGAGCUGGACGAAAAAGACACGAACGAAUUCAAUUAUGAUGUGCACAAAUUAAAGGUGGUAAUAAAAAAUAUCGAAAUUAGGUACGAAGAUGUCCUUAACGAUAUAGUGGAAGGUUUAAAUUUCAUUGCAGAGAAUAAAAACUGCGGAAAUUACAACACACAAGCAGCGUAUCACUUGUGCAUCUACUAUUUUAUGAGAAAGAAUUACACAAAGUGUAUUCAUUAUAUGAGAUUUUUAAUCAAUAAGGGGAAUUUUAAAAUUGGGCAAAAUGAAUCCUUCAACCAGGACUACUACAACUUGUAUUGCCGAAGAAUCCAAAGGAAUGAAUUUACCUUCAUCAAAUAUUUCACCAUUGUGCUGGAGGUUAGUAAAAAUGUUUUGAAGAAUGUCCUGAGCAAAAUUUACGAACAAGUGUUGUGUGAAAGUGGGAAUGUGCCGCAUGGUAAGGGGUUAAGUUGUGGGAACAUCCCCUGUGUGAAUGACGCAUCCCUCAUGGAUGACUUCCCCUGUGCCCAUUUGGGAAAAUUCCUAGUAGGGGAAAAAGUUUUAGAUAUAUUUAAGGAACAAAAGGAGGUGGAGACACCAUCGGAAACUCCAGUCAAAAAGGCGGAAGAAAGCAAAACGGAGGAACAAAAAACGGAUGAAAGUAAAACGGAUGAAGGAAAAACGGAUGAGAACAAAACGGAUGAGAACAAAACGGAUGAGAACAAAACAGAUGAGAACAAAACGGUUGAGAACAAAACGGAUGAGAACAAAACGGAUGAGAACAAAACGGAUGAACACAAAACGGAUGAGCACAAAACAGAUGAGAACAAAGCGGUUGAGAACAAAGUGGAUGAAGGCAAACCGGAUGGAAGCAGGACAAAAGAGCCAGAAAAAUCCAGUAUAAAUGAAUGUGACAGCUCCCCCAAUAAGGAAAAUCCGAACGAUACGAAGGAACAGCCUAUCCUGAACGACGUCACAAGUGAGAAGAAUGAUCCUGCUGAAGUUGUAGAAACGGGUAAUAGUAUGUCCAACCAGAAUGAUAACAAAUUGGAAGAAAUCCAAAAUAGGUGGAUAUACUUAGGGUACGACGAAUUGGAUCACCUAAACGAAAUUUACGACAUACUGAAAAUCCUGUUUGAAAUUUACAUAAACAUGGGGAAGACAAUUAAAAGGUUUAACGACUAUAAGGUGUUGGAAGAAGCAACCGUCAUAUAUGGCUCCAACAUUUCAGUAAUUAAUGUUCUUUUCAAAAUAAUUACCGAACAUUUAUGCUUCAUUUUUGAAGUGCUGUGUUAUUUUACUCCACACUUUUUGGUUUAUCCAAUUAUUUUGUUAUUCGCCAGUGAUGGGGUGAUAAAUGGUACACCCUCAGCGGGGAGUUCUGAAAACAUGACGGAAACUCCCCCUAGGAGUAUCACCCCCGUUAGCAGCAAAUAUAUGUAUUUAAAAAGAGCCGAAAAUAAUGAAGAAUUAAUAUGCAGCAGUUCAUGUACCUCACUAGACUUGAGAAUAUUUAAGCUGUUUAGAGAAUUCCUUGCGAAUAAAUCUGCCACGAUGCCAACCAACAUAUCAACAAAGAUGCACAACGUCUUCCUAAUGACGUGUAAGAAGGUCAUGUAUUACCAAAAGAGCGAACAGGACAUAAUUAAAAACUUAACUUCGUACAACAAGAAGGGGAGCAGAAAAAAAAAGGAAGGUAUAAUGAAAUUUGUGGACAACGCCCUAAAUGGAAAUAAAACAAAAUUGUCCGAAUUUUUAAAUUUAUUUAAAAAUGGAAAAUUAUUAAACUGUACCGAUUAUUUGAACUGUGAAAAUAUUAAAUUUUUAACAAGCAAGCUGAAUUAUAACCCCAACUGUACAGAUAUGAAUAAAAGUAAGCAACGAACUAAUUUGGACAAAAAGAGUGUCGAGAAGGCAACCUCUCAGGCAGGUAAGGAAAAUACCGUUUCCACUGCCAACGGUGUGGGAAAUGACCUGCCAGCUGAUGCUAACACACCCAUAUUGAGUAAAAACGAAUCUUUGGAUGAACAGAAAAGCAAAGAAGGGGUUCUUUUUCAAAUAAAAUUAAACAACGAUAAGCAUAUUUUCCUGUACGACGAUUAUGAUAUCUUUAACAAUAUAAAAACGAAAAAUGAGGCAUUAAAUUGCGUUAACUCUAUGUUAACAUAUAAAAAUUCUGCGGCCAAAAAGGGAGAAACGUCCAACCAGAGGAAGCGAAAAGCCACGGAUUCGACUAACACCGAUGCGAAGAACGCCAUACGCGAGCGAGACUUAAGGAGGCUCAAUAGGGAAAAAAGCAAAGUUGUGUAG
This is a messenger RNA of Plasmodium coatneyi, 14796 nucleotides long. RefSeq lists its product as uncharacterized. The record is from RefSeq and is a predicted model, not a curated record. Lineage: Eukaryota; Apicomplexa; Aconoidasida; Haemosporida; Plasmodiidae. The coding region runs from base 1 to 14796 and encodes 4931 amino acids. The transcript has 2 exons.